Molecule: messenger RNA, 598 nt
Organism: Chrysemys picta bellii (western painted turtle)
Lineage: Eukaryota; Metazoa; Chordata; Testudines; Emydidae
Source: RefSeq, a predicted model, not a curated record
AUGACUGUACUAGGGAUCCUACUGAUAAGGGAGGGGUGGAACAGAGUGGUCAAACGCUGUAGACUAAAAGUCAGCACAACUUGCAUGGAAUGUGUGGACGACACAUAUACAGAGCAUCCCAAUGGCCUAACGGAAUGCAUGAGAUGUAAAGUCUGCGAUGCAGGAGCCAGACUGACAAUAAAAGAAAAAUGCAUGUAUACGAAGAUCAGAGUGUGCGGCUGCGCCCCGGGGGAUUUCUGCAGGCACAGUGCAGACGAGGACUGUGAAAUGUGUAGUCGCUCCACCGUCUGCCUCCCUGGCUCUAAAGUGAAAAUACCUGGCACAGAAUUCCUUGACAACGUAUGUGAGGUUUGCCCUGAAGGAACCUUCUCAGCAACCAACAUGUCACACACCUGUCAGCCAUGGACCAGGUGUGAACAGGAAGGGAUGAGAGAACAAAAGGCCGGGACAGCCAUUUCUGAUGCAGUUUGUGUACAAAGAGGCCUUUUUACCACAGCGAUAGCAGUGCUAAUAGUCCUUGCUCUCUCACUUUUAUCUGGAUUUGCUGGAACAGCGUUCUUUUUUUGGUGGAAGAAGAAGAGGAAAUAUGGAUUAACAC